Molecule: messenger RNA, 3164 nt
Organism: Daphnia magna
Lineage: Eukaryota; Metazoa; Arthropoda; Branchiopoda; Diplostraca; Daphniidae
Product: vascular endothelial growth factor receptor 1
Exons: 15
Coding region: 61-2808 (915 amino acids)
Biological process (GO): positive regulation of kinase activity; multicellular organism development; cell surface receptor protein tyrosine kinase signaling pathway
Cellular component (GO): signaling receptor complex
Molecular function (GO): ATP binding; transmembrane receptor protein tyrosine kinase activity
Source: RefSeq, a predicted model, not a curated record
AGCAGCCUGACAACGUACGUCUUUAAACGCGGUCCCGGACUCGUCGAUUGUGUUAAAAAAAUGCUAAUCUUACGGUCAUUUCCAAAUUCUGCACCUCGUAAGCCCUCAUUCUGUGUCAAAUGGUUUGUUCUUUUCUUUUUAUUUCAUCUGGCCAAGCAAGACGAAGUGGACGAUCCUUCCAAUUUUUUAAGAAUGAUACCCGAUACAGAGUGGCAGGUGAUUGAGCCUGGUUCAUCGCUGACGCUGACUUGCAUCUCCAAAGAAAGGAUCUCGUCGUGGUGGCUACCGGGUAAUUUCAACAACAAACGGAGAUUCAAUUCCAUCCGUGUGCGCAAAACGUUUGACAAGAACGAAACGCAUUUUUUUUCGACAUUGACUCUCAGAAACGCAACAACCGCAGACAUGGGCAGCUACGGUUGUACUUUGCUUAAGAGAUCAUGGGAUCGAACAAUCAGAAAGCAAUACGUCUACGUUUCCACUGACAGAGAUCUCGUGUUCCUCGACCGAAACUCCUGGAGCAUCAAUUACGGAUUCCAUUUGGGUGUACUUAUUUUAGAUGUUCCACAACAUCGCCCCGGAGUUAUUCCCUGCCUGCCUACCCACCCCAACGUCACUAUUUCGCUUGUACACCAGCCCAACAUAAUCAACGACCCUGAAUUCGAAAAGAAGAAUAUUACAAUUUCGAUACCCAAUUCCAGAUGGUCGUUCGAUCCAGAACGUGGAUUAACGCUAAAUAACUCAAAGCUGAGCGACAACGGAGAGUAUUUUUGUGUGGCAUCAAAGGGCAAUGUCACGCGAAGGAAAAUGUUUGCAAUUAAUGUCAUGGGAAUAGAGCUGGAAAGAAUGGGCGAUCCUAGUGAUCCGCGUGAAGGCGAAAACGUUACAUUGGUCUGUAGUUACAUUGGCAAGAGCUCCGCUUCGCUGGAUUGGUUCUUCCCAAACAGUAGUACUGGGAAAAUGCAAAUUAUAAAUGAAAACAACCAUCCGAAAGGCUUUGAAAUAGCGACGCAUUCGAGAAGUACGGGCAGGUUUUAUGUUGGUUUUCACACGCAAAGUUAUUUGCGUAUCGUCGGAAUUCAUCUGAACACGCCUUCAGCUUUUCAAUGCCAAAGCAAAUUUAGGGGCUAUUUCAAAUCAAUUUCAUUUCGAAUUUUGGAAGCCAUCAGCGAUCCCGUGGACAAUUUGGUCACAAUAGAAAAAAAUGCAGCUCAGAAUCUAACUUGCAGACGGCCGCCAAUCAGCGAUCACAUCCGAUGGCUCAAGGACGGACAAUCAUUCGAUUCGGAUCAAAUACUUUUGACACGCAAUUUCUCCAUAGUGCCGCUUAAAGGAGCUCGGGAAGAAAUCGGUACGUACACGUGUCAAUGGGAAAACAGCAUAGGGGAAGUGAAACAUAGGAAUUUCACCGUGGUGUUCAAUGACACGGCGACGGAAAACAUGGACAAGACUAUCAUCCCCUUAUCUGUUAUUUUGCCAGUUUUAUUUCUGAUUGGAGUUGGGAUCGGCAUUAAACUCUGUUUGGAUCGGAAGAAAAAAUCUUUUGUGGUUGCAGAAGAAUUAAUGAGGGGAAAGACCAAUGAAAUCAAUGAAGACAUUCCCAAGGAAUAUCAAAUUGAAUAUUUACCCUACGACAGACAAUGGGAAUUUCCGAGACAUCGGCUCAAACUGGGGGAUCAACUGGGAGUUGGAUGUUUCGGUCGGGUCGUGAAAGCAGAAGCUGUUGGACUAAAAGACUCGGAUGAAACUGUUAAAACGGUGGCAGUUAAAAUGGUUCGAUCCGCAACAAACGAUGCCGAAAUGGAAGCUCUAAUCAGAGAGUUGAAAAUCUUGAUCUACCUUGGAUCGCACUUUAAUGUUGUCAAUUUACUGGGAGCCUGCACGAAAAGAGCAUCCAGAGGAGAACUUUUGAUCAUCAUCGAUUAUUGUCGAUUCGGAAAUUUGCAAACCUAUUUGAUGAACAACCGGGACAAUUUUAUCAAUCAAGUGGACAAAUAUGGUCAGCUGAAUAGCGAAAAAUUAAAAGAGGCUAAAAACGAAAUGAAAGUCCAAUCGACGAAUCUGCCAGAUUGCACUUUAUCCGACAAAAACAAAACCGCAAGGACAUCAAUUUCAUUUAAAUCCAUCUCUGACCGAUUGUACCCGUCACCGCCUUUCUCGCAACAACAACAAGAUCCAAAUUCUAUCUCCAUCUCCACAAGGGACUUGAUCUCCUGGUCUUACCAAAUAGUUCGAGGAAUGGAUUAUUUGGCCAGCAAAAAGGUCAUCCACGGAGAUUUAGCUGCUCGUAAUAUUCUGUUGGCCGACAACGGAGUGGUCAAAGUAUCGGAUUUCGGUAUGGCCAAGAAAAUGUACUACAAAAGCAAUUAUGUGAAAAAAGGCCAGUACCUGAUGCCAGUCAAAUGGAUGGCCAUCGAAACGCUGACGGAUAAUAUUUUUUCAACUCAAUCGGACGUUUGGUCGUACGGUGUUCUUCUCUGGGAACUGUUUUCGCUUGGCGAAGUGCCAUACCCAGGAAUGGAUGUUGCCCACGUCCUCGUGAAGGAAAUCCGGAAAGGAUAUCGCAUGGAAAAACCUGAUUUCGCACCGAGUUUUUUUGGAAAGAUAAUGGCAGAUUGUUGGAAAACGAAACGCAACGAGAGACCAACAUUUGGUCAAUUAGACGAAUUGAUAGUCGGACAGUUGGAGUCGUCUGUCACCUCUAGCUAUUUAAAUAUGAACAAUCAAUGCGGAAAACUUGACGAAGAAAACGGUACACCAACCAACCACAAUGUGCUGGUGGAGAGUGUGGACAGGGAUAGUAUGGCUUAGUAUGGUUGAUUGCAAACUAACAAUGGAAAAUGUCUUUGGUCAAGGAAUCACAUCCAUGUGCCCCCUGAAUUGUUGAACCCAAAAUUGCUCUGCCCAUACUGAAAACCACUCUAUCACAUUUUAACGUUUACUUGCUUUACUUCUUCUUUCUUGAUAAUUUAUGACUUGAUAAGUUCUUGUUCUCCUAAAAUAUCUACGCCAUCCAACGAAAAAACUCUGACAAUCUAAAGUGGGGGGAGGAAAAACAAGUUGUUCUGACUGCCUGUGAAAGACAUGCUCUGCUUGACAGCCGUUCCUUUCGUUUCUGUGUUGUUUAGCCAUCGGUCAAAUGAAAAUAUCACAGGAAAAGAACCUUA